Molecule: messenger RNA, 877 nt
Organism: Diprion similis
Lineage: Eukaryota; Metazoa; Arthropoda; Insecta; Hymenoptera; Diprionidae
Product: protein SREK1IP1-like
Exons: 2
Coding region: 187-690 (167 amino acids)
Molecular function (GO): zinc ion binding; nucleic acid binding
Source: RefSeq, a predicted model, not a curated record
UGACAUCUGUGCAUUUGACACACCGAGGUUAGGGCGACUGUCUGUAUAUUUUUCACUCAACGAGGUUAUGUAUGGGCAAUAACAGCAAACAGACCCAAGCACGAAGUAGGUCUCAAAGAAUAAAAGCUUCACUAAUUUGUUCAAAUUGAUAGCGUUGCACUGAGAAUACACGCUUAGAUUGCCGGCAUGUCCAUGAGUUCAAGUCAUAACAGUAAUACUGUCACUACGCAAGCUGUGAUGGAUCCUGAAUUCUUAUCCAGACUAAUUCCACAAAACAAAGAACAAGUUCGACCAGCAUGUAAGAAGUGUGGUUAUGCUGGUCACCUAACAUUUCAAUGUAGGAAUUUCAUAAAGGUCGAUCCAAACAAGGAAAUAGUAUUGGACGUCAGUAGCACGAGCUCAGACAGUGAUGAAAAUUAUCUGUCUCCAUUGACUGAGUUGCGCGAAAAGGAACUCAAAAAGAAACAGAAGAAAGCAAAGAAGAAAAAAAAGAAGGAAAAAAAGCUAAAAAAAAAAUCAGCCAAACGCGAACGGUCAAGAUCCAGAUCUAGAUCAGAGAGCUCUGAUUCGGAAUCCGAAAUUGCAGAGAAAAAGAAAAAGAAACACAAGAAAAAGAGUAAAAAAUCAAAACACAAAAAACAGAAUAAGCAAAGUUCCUCUGAUUCUGAUAGCGACAGCGACUCUGACUGAAAAUUCAAACUACCGGACAUAUUUUUUAGAAUGAAUGAAUUAAUUUGAACUGAUCUAGGAUGAAUGUUAUUGUAAAUAUUUAAACCCAAUUUUAUUCAAUUACAUGGUAAACGCAGUUACACCACACAAUGCUGUAUGUGACGAUUGAGAAUAUCGAAUUCUUAUGAAUAAAUAUUUUACUUCUUUA